AUGUCGGCAUCAACAAUGCCUAAGAGCCUGGCAAAGGUUCAAAGCAAGGUGAUCAAGAAAAAAGGCAGGAAUGCUGCGCUGCAUGAAAAGAGUAGAGACUCACAAAAACUACGCAGGGCAAGUGCCCGCGUGGAGAAAUUAGAGAGAACGGCUGCUGCGAGGGCCAAAACAAUUCAGCCUUUACCGUUCUUCCAAGAUGCAGUGAUGAACGCAACUCCUCUUUUCGACAUAGAGCUUAUACAUGGACUUAUUCAAAGGUUUCUCAGUCGCUCCGAUGAUACUUUGGCAGAAGUAGAAGCCCGACGGCGGCCUGGUCGGCCGAGCAGCACUCAUGAAGACCUGUUGAAACUAAGAAUGGCGGUAGAGGAUAAGGAAUACAACAGUGGCUUCUGGAUGCCUGACAUGACAGACUCAGAGAAUGUUCAGCGGUUGCAAGCAUGGAAUGGAGAAUGGGCCCAUCUCAACACACUUCAGUAUAUAAGCGUGUCACGAGCUGGGCAAACGAACACAGCGAGAUGGCCACCCAAAAUGUGA
This is a messenger RNA of Bacidia gigantensis, 534 nucleotides long. RefSeq lists its product as uncharacterized. The coding region runs from base 1 to 534 and encodes 177 amino acids. The record is from RefSeq and is a predicted model, not a curated record. Gene Ontology annotation, cellular component: nucleus. The transcript is spliced from 3 exons. NCBI's taxonomy places the organism in Eukaryota, Fungi, Ascomycota, Lecanoromycetes, Lecanorales, Ramalinaceae.